Astyanax mexicanus (Mexican tetra) is the source of this 3248-nucleotide messenger RNA. Its product is annotated as lysophosphatidylcholine acyltransferase 1. Gene Ontology annotation, molecular function: calcium ion binding. The record is from RefSeq and is a predicted model, not a curated record. The transcript is spliced from 14 exons. Bases 211 to 1782 code for a protein of 523 amino acids. NCBI's taxonomy places the organism in Eukaryota, Metazoa, Chordata, Actinopteri, Characiformes, Acestrorhamphidae.
ACCGUUCGGAAGAAUCGGUUCAGUAAGCUGAAUCGAGUUCUCCAUCACUAGGAGCCGUUCCUGUAAGCCAGUCUUUUCGGGUGUCGUGCCUCGCUCUCUUUUUACUUGCCCCAUCGGGACUCUAUUGCCCCCUGCCCCGCUUCCACCACAUGAGCCGCUCGGUCGCGAAAAACAGCGCCAGGUAAACCCACAGAGAGCCCCGUGGAGACGAUGAGAGUGGCCGGCAGCAGACGGAGCUCGGCGGACGGGAGGAAGGAGCUGGCUCUCCCCGUCACCAACCCUUUCGUACACGACCUGAGGUUCACCCCAUGGCAGAAGCUCCAGAUUGGGGUGAUGACACUGACACUCUUCCCCAUCCGACUCUUCGUUGCUGCAUCCAUGAUGCUGCUGGCAUGGCCCUUUGCCUUCAUUGCCACCAUGGGGCGUUCUGAAGAGGCUGUGGAGCCACAGUGCUUAUGGAGAAGGGUGGUGGACAUUAUUCUGCGAACCAUAAUGCGGGUCAUGUGGUUUGCUGGUGGCUUCCACUGGAUCAGUGUGAAGGGCAGGCAGGCUCUGCCCGCUGAGGCGCCCAUACUCACCCUCGCCCCCCACUCGUCUUAUUUUGACGCCAUGCCUGUCACUAUGACCAUGGCCACCAUCGUUAUGAAGGCUGAGAGCAAGGACAUCCCACUGUGGGGAACCUUGAUAAAAUACAUCCGACCCGUGUUUGUGUCGCGGUCAGACCAGGACUCCAGGAAGAAGACUGUAGAGGAGAUCAAACGGAGAGCUCAUUCAGGAGGGGAGUGGCCUCAGAUAAUGAUCUUUCCAGAGGGAACAUGUACCAACAGGUCCUGUCUGAUCACAUUCAAACCAGGUGGAUUUAUUCCAGCAGUGCCAGUACAGCCUGUCGUUAUUCGCUACCCUAAUAAGCUGGACACUAUUACCUGGACUUGGCAGGGCCCUGGAGCGUUUAAGAUACUGUGGCUCACUCUUUGCCAGUUUCACAAUGAGUUUGAGAUUGAGUUCCUUCCCAUUUACACCCCCAGUGAAGAGGAGAAGAGGAACCCGCCUCUGUUUGCUCACAACGUGCGUCGCCUCAUGGCCAAGGCCCUGGAAGUCCCCGUGACAGAUUACUCCUUUGAGGACUGUCAGUUGGCCAUGGCAAAGGGCCAGUUCAGGCUGCCUGUGGAUACAUGUCUGCUGGAGUUUGCUAAACUUGUCCGGAGACUGGGGCUGAAGCGGGAGAGCUCUGAUAAGCUGCUGAAAGAGUACGGGAAAAGAGCGCGUAAGCUGCAGGGUCAGAAGCAGACUUUGGAGGAGUUUGCACAAUUUCUGGACCUACCGAUGUCCGAUGUGCUUCGAGACAUGUUCGCUCUCUUCGAUGAGCAUGAAGAUGGCACAGUGGACAUCCGGGAGUUUGUGAUCGCAUUCUCCGUAGUGUGCAGACCUGCCAAAACACUGGAAACUAUCAAGUUGGCCUUUACGAUGUUUGAGGCUGAGGAGGAUGGGGCGAUCACAGAGGAUGAACUGGCCUGUAUCCUGCGGACUGCUCUCGGGGUGGCGGAGCUCAGAGUGUCCCGUCUAUUCAGUGCCAUCGAUGUGGAGGACAGUGGAAAACUUACAUUUGAGAUGUUCCGGAGCUUUGCAGAGCAGCGGCCGGACUUUGCUGAGGAGUUUCUGUAUGCAGAUAACGCAGGCUUCUGGGGCACCCCGACCUCCAGCGCCUCCAGCCCCGUCUCUAACGGCUUCUGCGCCGAUUUCACCCCCAGCGAGCAUCACGCCACUCACAAGAAACACGACUGAACAUCCCGCCCCCCCCGGGCCUCUGAUUGUGUGCUGUCCGGUUCUGGAGAAGAGACGGAGAGAAAGGAAGAGAGAGCAUGGAGGUCACUGGACUGCCAUUGUUCUAGAAAAUACAAAGUUUACUCCUGUCAGUCAGGACAUUUGUGUGGUUCUUUGGUAACCUUCACCUCUUCUCCUCUCUUUCUGUCUUGUCUUUAUUCUCGUUCUCUGCCCCUUUUGUCUGCUUUUUUGUUCUGUUUCUGUUUGUAGUUUUUUGAAAAAGGGAAAACCAUUCUGAGAGCCAAAAGAUGGUGGGGGGAAAUUUGCUUACUUGAAGGCCAAGCACUUAAUUUUUUUAUUUUAUUAUUAUUAUUUUUUUUUUCAUUUGUUGAGGAGGAAACGGUUUCAUAGGUUAAGGAAAUUAAACCACAAAGUCGGUUCAGAUGCGAAGCUCCUCUCUCUCGCUCCUUUUUUUUUUUUUGGGAGGGACUGUAGAUGCCUUUCUUCUAAAUCUCCUUUAGUAAGCAUUGCAUGGGCUUGAUGCUUGUUAACAGUAUUAUUCCAGUAUUUUGACUGAAGGCUCACAAAAGCACUGGUGACAAAUAUCUGGCUUCCAUACACUAAGAAAGGAGGAUCAGAUUUGAGGUGCAUUUUAGCCUAAAUCAAUAUGCUGGUCUGAAUUGAACUGAGCCAGUCAAUUUUUUUAUGAUGAUUUGUUAUUAUUUCUGAAUUUAAUUUGUUGUUUUCUCUUUGUUUCUUUAGUGUUUUUCUGUAUUUGUUUGUUUAAUUUCUGUUUUUAUUUUUAAGCUCAGGGGGGUUGGUUAGUAGACUGAAGCUUGUGUCUUGUUGAGCACCAUGUGUAAAGGUAGCGGUGGUGAGUGCAUGUGAUAGUUAAUGGAUCUCCACUACUUUGAGAAAUGCAGAUUCUUUUUGGCAUUUGGCCAGGUCAGUUCCUCCCUGUGACCAGUACAGUCUCAGCUGUGUGUUGAGAAUUCCAGACUAGCUGCAAGUGUAAAGGUCAGUUUAGACUUAAGACGGGGAUUAAGCCUGGGUGUUCAAUAUAUUUUCCUUACAGUGGAAAAUCUCCAGUCAGAAUGCUGUGUAGUCUAAGACUAGGCUUAAUCCCUGGCCGUAAGGGUUUACUCCUCUCUUUACUACUCUUUUUGUUUCUUGAUUUGAUUUAUAUGUAUUUUUUUUUUUUACCCCUAACAAAAUCGACCAUCAGAUCAACAAGGACCAAAAGUCUUCUACUUGCAUGUAAUCUGUGGUACUUCUCUAGCAUCCACCAAGAUUCUGAAGAGUGGCAGGGUUGAAUAGAGCGGUUCUUAGCUGACAGAUCUCUGUAUCUAUAUUGCGACAUGUUAGCAUUCCUGUAUGUCUAUAUUUUGAGACUUAGCUCCAAGCUUAGCCUUGAGGCCGUCCCUGCUGGAACACAGCAUCACAUAAGUAUGCCCUUUUUUUUUUUUUAAUAAAGGAAACUGAGCGAG